AGCCAUAAGCACGGUGUCCUCCUGUGUGGACACAGCCAUGCCCUUUUUUUUUAUGCGCCCACGUCACCUGUAGAGGUCCCCCUUCCACCAGAUGCACGCGCACCUUUGUUGCACCUCCUCCUCUGGCUCCAAGCAGCGGAGCGCGGGGCAGGACGUUUUCAGAGGAAACACCCGCAAGAGCUGAGGGUGAGCUCAAGGAGAGAGUCACAGAGGAUGCUGCAGCUGACGCGCGGGACUCUUCACUGCUCUUCGCGCUAUAGGCUACCUACUGUGAAGUCCAUCCGGUUCGUCUCAGAGACCUCCGCGGACCCCCUUGUUCUUCUGCGUGGGUUUGUCCUUGCUGCAUGCCGGGAUGCCCACCGCACCUCUCCUCGCGCUCUUCUCCGUUUUGCUGGGUGUGCUGACGACAUGUGCCCAGACAGAGAUGAAGAGGGUCGUUGGAGACAACGCCACACUACCCUGCCACCAUCAGUUCUGGGCGGGGGAUGACCCCACUCUGGAUAUUGAGUGGCUGUUUCUCAAGCCAACCAAUAGGCAGAGGGUGGUGAUCACCUACUUUGCUGGGCGGGUUUUUGACCCAAAUGAGGCGGAGCGUGGUCGUGUCGCCUUUGCUGGAGAGUACUUAAAAGGGGAUGCGUCCUUGCUGAUCAGUGACUUGUCUUUGACUGACUCAGGAGAGUACAGCUGCAAAGUUAAGAAUGGUGCACAAUACCACUGGAGCACCAUCAGCCUCAUUGUCCUGGUUAAGCCGUCCAAGCCGCGAUGUUGGAUGGAGGGGAAACUGUUGGAGGGCGGUGAUGUUAGGAUGAGCUGCAAGUCUGCUGAUGGCUCUGACCCCGUCCUCUAUAAAUGGGAGAGGCUCAUGGACAAGGGCAAGUAUGUUGGCAAGCUGCCUCCACUGGCCCUCUUAGAUCUUAAGAACCCGGAGAUUGUAACGUUGAGGAAUUUGACCAAAGACAGCACAGGAGUCUAUAAGUGCACAGCCAGCAAUGAUGUUGGCGAGGAGAGCUGCACGCUGGAGGUCAAGAUGCACUAUGUCAGGGGAAUGGGUGUGGUUGCAGGGGCAGUUGUUGGUGUCUCCUUUGGAGUCCUCCUCAUAAUCCUAAUCAUCUGGUUGGUGUUCCGCAAAAAGGAAAUGAAGAAAUAUGAAGAGGAGGAGACCCCAAAUGAAAUCAGGGAGGAUGCUGAGGCUCCUAAAGCCAAACUGAUGAAGCCCAAUUCCCUCUCCUCGUCCCGCUCAGGCAGCUCUCGCUCAGGCACCUCCUCCACCCAGUCAAUGGUGCACAACAUGGGGCCCCGGGGCACAAGACCAUGUAUCCCUGCUGUGGCCACCCUCAAGGAAAACUGCCAAGCCUCCACCUUCCCUCAGACUCCACCUGCCUACCAUCAGACUGUUCCCAAGACUCCUGAACCCCGUUGCACACUCACCCCCACAGCUACUUCCAACUCCAAGCCCAGCACUCCACCUAAACUGGGUCCUGGGAACCUGACCCGCAUGGGGGCUACUCCUGUAAUGAUCCCAGCCCAAACCAAGGCCUUCCAGACUGUGUAGAUAAGAAGGAAUCAUCCAGAAGACAAAGCAGCCUCAGGAAAGUGCCACCAGUUUAAGAUCCAGUUAUAUAAUGGAAAUUCAUUCUCACCGUACACAGGUUGAUGGAGACCUACAGCAGUUUAUGCUAAGUUUACAGGAGCAAACUUCCUCUGCCGUUGUAUAUCGACACACUGUCUCCUGAGCAACAUCUGGACCAAGGUGGUGUUUUAUGGGAAUCAGUGUCGACUAAAGUGAAGCAGAGAUGACUGUGUGAAGCAGGUAGUGGGGUGGAGCAGAUGAAGUGGACGGAGUGAGAGAUUAGAGUUCUUUAGGUAAAAAGACGUAUAGAGCACGUCUACAACAGUAUGUUUUUAACAACCUUAGACACUUUCUUCAUACACAUUAAACACCCUGCACCUGAACUGCUGACUGGACUUACACUGUACCAUGUUGGAGUACAUAAAAGGAUGAAUGCCUCUGAUUGUAUAAACAGACUUCUCACACCCAUACACACCUCUUUCACACUGUUACAUGUGUCUCUGCUUCCUCCGUGCCCACGUGUGCUCAUAUGUAGACGAGCCGGCUUUUUUUCUUCAGUAGUUGACUGGAUUCACUCAGCAAAUGUUAAUUCUGUCCACACCCGAGGAGUCCUGGCUCGGAGAGAAGUCAGAGCAUGACAGACGUUUUUGGAUAUUUAAAUUGCCAGUUGAGGAGUGCUGAUCAUUUUGUAGAUUGUUACAGGGUUUAGAUGAGACCCUACUGAGAAAGUGCCACAUCAUGACGGUUUACAUUGGUUUAGUUUCUUCUGUCUUCUUCUUAUUCAGUCCACCACUCAAGUAAAGAGAAACUGUAUGAAUGUGAUGCUAAACCAUGUGAUUUUUUUUUUUCCUCAGCAGUUUGAUAUGACUGAAUUAUUUGUCAACACUUCAGAACUUUAAGUAAUGUUCCCUUCGACUUUCUCUGGUCACAUGCAUGCCACACAUACCUGCAUGUGUGAUAAUCACACAAGUACAUUGCUAUUAAAUCUGAAUCAAUUCUCCUUCACAGGGAGCAUGACACUUACAGUAUGGGGGAUAAAGUCUACACCAGCCACGGCCAUCUGACAGAGAUGCUUUUGCUCUACCAGCACUUCAUAUACAACAGCUUCAUGUGGUCCUACAUGUUAUAACUUGACGACCUAAAGGUUCUCCUGUAGUGUCAGAUAUUCACCUGCAGGGCUCCAAUUAGCAAUUAUAGUAACCAAUUGAGUUAGUAAUUAUACAUUAUGUAACGUCCUGCUAUACUCUACAAAUGAAGAAAUCUAGUGGACAAUAAUAAUAAAGAAACUUCAAGGUACCUUUCAAAACAAUGCUGUCAAGAUAGUGAUACCAAAAUAGUAACUCCCACUUUGGCCGGGAAUACACUGUAUGAUUGUAAAAAUGUUGUGGUGGAAUGUCGUCUCACACUGUUCGAGCCGAUCGUUUACAACACACAGCCAAAGCUCUCGAUUUAUUCCUUCACACUGGACAGUCAGAUUGUCAACCAUGACCUGAGCUCACACUGAACGUGUACAAUUAGGGCAGAGCAUUUAUUGUACAUACAGUUUUAUUUGAAAACUCCCACAGACAGGAGUUGAAGCCAGAUCGAUGUGUAUUUUAGUUGUGUCGUAUGCGCGACUCAAAUAUAGACACCGCCAAAAACACUCUCACUCUCUCUCUCACACACUCAGCAUUAAACACGAGCUAACUAGCAAGCUAAAUCAUAGCAAAUAUUCCCUGGCAGCUGGAGGUCCGCAUCCUGUUAAAAUCAACAUUUCUCUUCUUUAUAUCUUUAGUGAUAGAAGGGGGAAGAUGCAUCAAACUGGCAUCUCUGCUGUUGCCAACUUUUGUGUGUGUGUAUUAAGCAGCAACCUCUGGUGAAAAAUUAAGCCAAUGCAAAAGUCCAAAAAAACUGCAAUUGCUCAAACUUCCACUUGAGGUUGACUGCAAAAAUCCCAGAAGUCAUAUACCCAUUCUAAAAUGCCAAUUUUACAGUAGAAACAAACAUGAUAAGAGCCUGGUACAAACGACGAUAGUUCAUUUCUUUAUUGUCACACACUGAAGACGAGGCAAAACGGCUGAUCUAACUGCAAGCGGGCAUGUUGUUGUUGUUGUUUGUAAGCAGGGUUAAGGCCUGCCUCAGCUGUAUCUCUUUGCCUGUUAUUAGGUUGACUGAAAGUUAUGUUGAGCUAGAGAUAGUAUUUUCAAUAUGGCCAAGUAAUUCCCCUUCAGUAACCAAUGGUUGACGUUACUGAGACUACAUCCAUGUUUUAUACUACAUAUGGAGUGUUUGCAGUCAUACAACCAUAAUUUCAAAGAUGCCAGAAAUUCAUCCAACUGGUUGACGGGCAUCUGAUCUAACUGUGACCGGCACUCAUACCCCUCUGUACACUGCACACAGUCCAACUUCAAAAUCAGUGAUAUUAAACUUUGGGUCGAAAUGUCCCUGAAUUUAUCAUACAGUGUAUGCCCGGCUUCAGAGUUUAAAAACAAAGUAAUCUAGACUACAAUAAGAAAUAAGAAAUAUUCAUCAAGAAUGUUAUAUAAAUAACUUAGAAGUGGACUUAUUGAAGUCAACAGUGACUGAUUGUGUUAUAUCAGUGUUGAAGUCCAAGGUCCUGGAUGUCAGUUCUGUGUUUGACCAAUCUAUCACCCUCAGUGGGCGUUCCCACGCUUCACACUACAUCGCCUGACUUCAACAUCUAAUCAAGAAAAUAAGCUACAAGAUAAAGCUAGAAAUAAUGUCGUCACCCAUUUUCUCUUGGUUACAUUGUGCCAAAAUGAUGUCAUUUUUUGUGCAGUGUUUAUUUGAAAUGGACGUGUCAUAAUAUUUGUCUGUCUGCUUAACUUCAUUUGAACUUCAGUUGUGACCCGACUCUUUUGAAAUCAGGUUUUCUUUUUCCCACUGAACGUUCUGCAUUUCUUUAUUCAAGAUGAAAGCUUUUUUCUGUCUCCCUGUUGCAGUCCUGCUCAUUGAAUUAUUCUGUUUUGUAUGUCACCCUGACGUGUUUACUUACAGGGAUAUGCUUUUUCAGAAACUCCUGAUGAACAGAGCGCACUCUCACUUUAGCAUGCCGUCAUUUUCUUGAUUACAAACCACAGUGUGUUUCUCUCUUGUGUUUCCAACCAUGUCGCAAAGUUCACCUCAGAUUCGAAACUCUAGAUUAAUUUAUAAGAAGAACAUAACAGCCAAACAGUUGCUUUUGGUUGGCCAGCUUUUCAGGGGUCAGAAGAAGGAUGGCUUUGAAUUUCUCUCUUUUUAAUUCUUGAAAAAAACAAUUGCCAAGAUAAGACAACACCUGACUAAAACAAUCUCUGAUUUCCCUACAAUAUCCUGUUAUAAUGAAAGCCAUCAGACAUCCAAUUGAAGAGAUGUCAAUGUCUUAUGGUGCACACAUGCAAAACUUCUGAAAACUUAUUCAAGUAAUAUUUCCUGCCAGCCCUCUAAUACAUUUUCUGCAUGAAGUCGGAGAGCUGAAUGCAACAUAAAUAUUACGGCAAAUUCACUUCAAGCAAACAGAAGGGGGUUGAUGACAUUUAUAUCCUGCGACCAGCGCCCAGCCAUAGACUGUAUGCACGCUUCCGGUGUGAUCUCUGUGCACAUAAUGAAACUGUUCAUUACGGUUUUUGUUCAGUAUGUUCCAUGCUCUUCGGUUGAUACUGUUAAAAUGUCAAACUU
Messenger RNA from Labrus mixtus (cuckoo wrasse), 5227 nucleotides. RefSeq names its product CXADR-like membrane protein (gene clmpa). Bases 353 to 1552 code for a protein of 399 amino acids. Lineage: Eukaryota; Metazoa; Chordata; Actinopteri; Labriformes; Labridae. Gene Ontology annotation, cellular component: membrane; cytoplasmic microtubule; cell surface. The record is from RefSeq and is a predicted model, not a curated record. The transcript has 7 exons.